Molecule: messenger RNA, 603 nt
Organism: Mycena citricolor
Lineage: Eukaryota; Fungi; Basidiomycota; Agaricomycetes; Agaricales; Mycenaceae
Source: the annotation of a GenBank genome assembly
AUGGCUGCCGCUCGCGGGGAGGGAGCGCGUGAUUCCGAUGUGCAUUCGCUGCUGCAGAACCACCCGGAGUACGCCGCGCGGGGCGUGCAGCUGGUCAUGAUCGGCGGAUGCCGGAAUGCGAGCGACGAGGCUCGCGUGGAGGGGUUGCGGAAGCUUGCCAGCGAGUUGGGUUGCCAGGACCAUGCGCAAUUCGCGCUGAACGCACCGUACUCGCAGGUGCUCGCUUGGCUGGGUCGUGUGAGUGUUGGUCUGAACACCAUGCUGGAUGAACACUUCAGGAUCAAUGUUAUGGAGUUUAUGGAAAACAGAAAGUUUAUGAUUGGAUCUGGGCCUAUGACAUGUCUGGUGAAAUAUGGAUGCAUGGCACCAUACUGGCUUCUAGUGUCAGCUGUCACCACAUCAGCCAGAACUUAUGGCAAGUGGAUUGUUGAUAUUAUUCAUCUCGACACUAUCCUUCGAGCUGCUCACCUCCUACCUGUCUUUGGUGAUGAGCCUGUUCCUCGACACUUCAAAUUCAUGUCUUCGUUGGUCUCUUUCCAUCACUACUACAUCAAUAAGUACACUGACCAUCAUUCACAUGAGAUCACUUUCCAAAUCAAAUGA